CGUUCUCUUUCUUCCCAAACGCGCAUCCCACGUCUCAUUCUCUCUGACUCCUUCUUCAUCUGCAACCCCUUCUCUGUCUAUAUCUUUAUACCACCACACAAAUUCGCUCAGCAGAGUCUUUGCUCGAAAAAUACAAUGGCAUUCAGUGCGCGCAAGUCGACCGCUAACUUUAGCGCGCGCAAGUCCUUGGUCGCCAAACAGGGCGGCUUUGGAUCUUCCACCGGUCGCUCCCAACCUUCCUUCCAGGGCGAUAUCUUCCCCCUUCUAGACUUUGCCGAGAUUGCAAUCUGCCUGCGCGGCUGCGAAUUCAUCGUCGCAGAAGAGAUGCUCCAGAAACCGACCGCGAUAUUCGUGCAACAGCUAUACGAGCAAAUGAUUGCCUCUUUCCUCGGCAUCACGUACGAGAAUCAAGUUCCGAUCCUCGAGGCCUGCUGUGAAGGGCGCGAGACGUUUGACUCGGCGCGCGCAGCGCGGAGUAUGUUUGCGCUUGUGCGGGCGUCGGCCAAGUUGAUGCAAAUCUGCGGGAUUGAUGAUUUUUCAAUGAUGGAUUUUAUGAAGCCGGAGACGCAGCGGAUUCGCAGGUUGCUGUCGGCGGUGGUCAAUUUCGCGAGGUUCAGAGAGGAGCAUAUGGGUAUCUGCGAAGAUUUGAUCCAGCGUAGCGAGGAGACUUCUUUGGCUACAGAACGAGGCUAUCAGGAGAUUGUGUCUUAUAAUGAACGACUCCAGGAUAUGAAGAUGCAGAAAGAGCAGGAUGCACCAAAGAUUCGCGAAGCACAGGAACAUAACCGACAGGUCGAGGCGGAGCUACGGAAGCUGAAGAAGAUUCAGGACCAAUAUCACAACGAGCACGAGGCUUAUAAGAGAGACAAAAGUCGGCUUGUUGGAAAACUUGAAGACCAGAGCUUUCUCACGACGCAGAUCCGCAAAGAGUGUGAGAAGUUGCGGCCGUAUGUGCUUGACUCGCCGAGUACCCUGCGCAAGAUCAACGAGGAGAUGAGUGAGAGUGUGCAAGCAGGCAAAUCGGCGAUCGACAAGUUGGAAAGAAGACUGCGGGCGCUGGAGAUCUCUAUUGAGUCGUUCAAGACUAUUGAGCAGGAUAUUGCCGGCAGCUUGAAGCUUAUGGAGGAGACUGAGAACGAGCUCGGGAAGCAGGAAGAGGCGGGUAGACAACUUGCCCGAUUGAUGGAAUUACACGACCAACGUCAGAUUGAAGUGCACGAAGUCGAACGAAAGUCAACUCAACUCAAACGACAACUCGCAAAUGCCGAAGAACGCAUCCAACGACUUCAAGAACAGCGUCUUCAAAAACGCGACAGCGUUCAGAAGCGCACUCAAGAGCUCAAAGAGGCAUACGCGGCCCUAGUAGCCGAACGAAGUGUCGUGACGCAAGAGAUGGAGAAAAAGAAGUCGAUAAUCGCCGGCGUGGAGAAGAAGCAGGCGGAACUAAGAGAGCAGCUGGAGAACGACGUGCGUUCGGCGACGAACAAAUUGCUCAAGCUUGAGAAGCACGUUGAGCUGUAUCUGGGUGAAAUGGAGCAGUGUAUUGAGAAGUGAGGUGUUGCUAUUUUGUCAUCUAUGUUUUUGUAUUUUUUCUUUGCUAGUGUAUGAUAAAUUGUCCUUAUUUUUAUAAUUCUGGUUUUGGGCAUUUAGUGUAUUGAUAGGGUGGAUUCGAGA
Myxozyma melibiosi is the source of this 1674-nucleotide messenger RNA. RefSeq names its product Nuf2 family-domain-containing protein. Gene Ontology annotation, biological process: attachment of mitotic spindle microtubules to kinetochore; meiotic chromosome segregation; mitotic spindle organization. The transcript has 3 exons. The coding region runs from base 136 to 1554 and encodes 472 amino acids. Gene Ontology annotation, molecular function: protein-containing complex binding. Lineage: Eukaryota; Fungi; Ascomycota; Lipomycetes; Lipomycetales; Lipomycetaceae. Gene Ontology annotation, cellular component: Ndc80 complex; kinetochore. The record is from RefSeq and is a predicted model, not a curated record.